This is a messenger RNA of Symbiodinium necroappetens, 628 nucleotides long. The record is from the annotation of a GenBank genome assembly. NCBI's taxonomy places the organism in Eukaryota, Dinophyceae, Suessiales, Symbiodiniaceae.
GCAUGGAAUCCAAGCACUGGUGUUGCGCUAUCGGCUUUUGCCACGUCAUAGCCUCGAAGAUGCGCUUGCCGAUCUCGAGGCAGCGGUGAGCCUGGUCCGGCAGUACAAAGACGGGCCGGUGGCAGCAGUUGGAUUCUCCGCGGGAGGGCAUUUGGUCGCAUCUCUCAGCCUGCGCUUGGCCAAGAGAGACAGGCCAACUGGAGGUUACCCCCUCGACGCGCAGGUUCUGGUGUAUCCUUGCAUUGAUAGCUCUGGCUGGGGAAAGCCAGGUGAGGCAGGAUUCUGGGAUCCGGCCUGCCACGAGAAGGCCAGUUCGCUACUGGAAGGCCAACAGUCACUGCUUGGAGGACGUGGAUUUGCUGCACCGCCGAGCUUCCUUGUUGGCUCCACCGGCGAUGCUGUUUGCCCUGCUAAGGUUCACACCGAUCCUUAUGCGGAGGCUCUUUGCAGAAGGGGAAUCGCCCACGAGUACAUUCGGGGAAAUCUUGGAGAGCAUGGAUUUGGUUUGGACCCAUGUUGGAGCAGUGCAGCUUUGCACUGGCUACGCCAGCGUGGUUUCGGCAAAAAGAGUCCCUCUCGCUCGUGGGCCGGCUGCCGCCUCAAAACGCGUCUCCAAACAGGACUUUGA